Darwinula stevensoni is the source of this 2376-nucleotide messenger RNA. The record is from the annotation of a GenBank genome assembly. NCBI's taxonomy places the organism in Eukaryota, Metazoa, Arthropoda, Ostracoda, Podocopida, Darwinulidae.
CUUGGACAUCGUAUCGGAGUCUUAUCACGACGAGUGUUUUACACGAGAUAGGUGCCCAAGAGAGAGGAAAUUUCCACUCGUUCCUAUUCCGGCUUCGCAGAGUAUCUUCGUCGGAACGAGGGAGCGAAAGUCCCCCCGGGGGAAAUCGUUCCGUGACGCAACGAGAACCGAGGAUACGCUCGGAGUAGCCGUCUGAGUCAGUGUAACGACCCUGUGAGAGUCGAGAUGCCUGUCUCCCGCGGUCUCUGGUGCCUUCUCUUGUGCGGCCUCGCCUGGAACCGGGUGGAGGCGGAUGCGGAAGUGAAGAAAAUCCAGGUUUUCGAGACGUCGAAGGAGGUGGAGCUGCCAUGCAGAGCCCUGUUCGAGUCACAAGGACAGUUCCAGCUUUCCUAUUGGAUUCUGAACGACAGAAGCCAACUGGACUCCAAGAAGUUGGAGAUCAGUACCAAGUAUCGCCUUCCUAAUCCCCAAGAUGGACGUCUUCAGAUACUGGAUGUGGCGAUGAAAGACGCUGGGAUGUACACGUGCGUCGUGGAGCUUGAGUCGAAUCCUGCAAUCGCGAAGACCUCCAGGAUAGAUCUCAAAGUAAUCGAAGAGAGGAGAGAGACGAGAGAGGGGGAAGACCCCGCGAACAUCGACGAAGCCGAAAAAGCUAUGUGGGGGGCGAUAGCUGCAGGGAGCUUCGCAGCCGCCGUCAUGCUCAUCUGUCUCGUCUACAAAUUCCGAUGGAAGGACCCGAGAACCACGAACACCAAGUACGGGACGGGGACGGCGGGUCUGACGAGCCCUGGGUCGGCGACCACCUACGACAACAUGGCCCUUGACAUCGAUUCGGAAGGGACAAAGGACACGAAAGGCCCCGUCGGAGGGGAAUCCUCAUCGAACGAUCCCGGCUACGAAAAAUACUGAACGGAUAUCGAGACGAUCAAAUAUCCCGUAUUCUGUGAUAUAUUGAGUGAAGAGACGCUUAUAUCGUAGGAUUCAUCCUGAUGUGCGCAUUCCCCUGUACCUGAUGCAGGCAUGUCACUGCAUUCAAAUCGCUCGAGUAUAAUUUCACAGACGAUGUAGUCUCAUGAAGUUAUCUCUCAUUUAAUUCACUAUUAUGGGGAAUGAAUAAUUUUUCUGGAUGACAGGAAAUAUAAAUAUGUGAUUUACCUAUAAUUAGUUUGGGUGCGUUGAACGUAUUUCAAAUUCUUCGAAUUAAAACAAAAAAUCAACUCAGUUUUUCACUUUAAACAAGCAUACAGUCUCGUACUUUCAACAGGAUGUGUCAGAAACAGUGAGACGGUGAAUAUUCAACCCCUGUCGCAUCGUGCCCACGUUUUCGGGCAUUUCUUUAAAUUAAUUUUACAGCCUCUAUUCUACGCGACUUUUCCUAUGGCAUCGCAAUUUUCAGAACAAAAAAAGUCCUGUCACUCUCCAGCGUCUUCCGCUUUUCUUUUCCCAAUAUGGCAUCCUCUAAUGACCCCAGGGAAGUGCUCCUUUCAUCAUUUCAUUUUGCUAUGCAUUGAACGAUUUUUGGAACGGUUGUAAAAGUAUUGGAGUGCAUUGUUGAGUGAACGCACCUGCCUCCGGAGCAACCACAGACUAUUCAUUGGCAUGUCAUUGGCUACUGUAACUCCCUGAGCUCGUUUGUCAAAAAACGUGGACACGAUGCAUUAGGGUUUACAUAAUCUCUUAGACGUCGCACAUGGACAUCGUGCAUGAGUCCAAGUCGACUGUAAAGGUCUAAAAGUGCCGUGCACAUGGCGACGGUUCUGUACAUCGCGUUUGAAUCCUCCUUCAUCGUUCCUCUAAGAAGGAAUCCUGAGGUACGACGUUUUACUCAUGUUUUGGUGCAUUGUGUUUUCGGGCGCAUGUUCCACCGAUCAAUGACCGCUUCAUAUUGCUUACUUGCGACAUGUUUGUUACUGUAAAAGUAAUAUUUUUCAUCGACUCAAUGCAUGUACUUAGUGAAACUAUCAAUAUCCAAUGAUACACUCAGAAUUUGAAAGUAUUUUUUCAAAACCAAUUUUGAUAAAUAAGGUUUGUCUGGGUGAUGUUUUUGUUAAAGUUACCAUCCAUGGGCGUUUCAUGGUCCAUCAAAUUACGGUUGAUUCAAGAAGGAAAUCCCGUUUUUAGUACUGGCUAGUUUUUCAUCUUGUCUAUUUCGUCUUAUUACCAUUCGUCCCAUUAUUUACCUGAUUAUUCAUUCCUAUACUUUUUUGCUGUACCGUUUGUGUACUUGGAUGCACGAGAAUACAGAGGCAUUAUCAUUGGUUUCCUUUGUUUUCGGGAAGCGGAUUGAAAAUGUAAUGUCUGCAAAACGUGCUGAUGUUAUUAUUAUUCAUGCACUCAGAGAAAUUGGUGAAUCCAAGUGAUAAAACCCUUCUGUCG